CAGUUUUGGUUGUGACAACCUGUCGUGUCAACGUGCAUGCUGCUCCUGUUGCUGUUACUCUCUUGGGCGGGCUGUGGUCUCAGUGACUCCCCCCACCAGCCAUGUGAAUAUUCACUCUGAAUGGACCCUACAGUUACCUGACAGUCAUUUGGACUUGGACUCUGCAGGAUCUGGAACCAAUGCAUGGAGUAAAAACUUUCAACAAACAAAGUCCAGACUGAGAAAUAAUUUCCUGAUGUAUUUGGAAAACUCUGAGCAGAGCAAAGUCUCUGGGGAAAGGGAGCCGUCUACUGAAGUCAUGCUUGCUGAACAAUGCCAGGUUCCCAAAUUAACAGAAGCUGCAGGUUUCACCAGCCCUUCAAAGGGAAGUGCUGAACUUGGCAUAGAGGUGCUUGUGGAAUAUACUGAGCAGACUGUUGUCAGCAGAGACAUUAACCCUUCUAUUCUUUGUGUGGAAAACUGCAACAUGAAUAGAGAUGACACUGAAUCCUGCACAUACUGCAAUGGACACUCUGAGAACUUUGAGCAAUACUCAGCAAGUGAAGGAUUUUUUGAAUCCAACCAGACCGUUGAUAAGUGUGAGACUUCUGGGUUAAGCCAACCACUCGAUGAAUGUGCUCAACACUGUGAGUGUUUUAAACCUUGCAAGUCCUCUGAGCACUGUGCUAAUCAUAGUUUAGCUUCCAAAUGUAGUCCUUGCUGUGAACAUUGUGCGGAACACCUCCAAUUAUUUCAGCAAUGUAAGCCCUCUGAUCAGCAGUUUGACUUUGAGCCAGAUAAAUUGGCAGUGAACUGUGACAGUUUUGUGCAGUGUGAAAUGUCUGAUUUCAUACCUGAGUGCUCAGACGACCUCGAGUUGUUGCAACAAUACAAGCCUUCUGAUCAGCAGUGUGAGUUCUUUGACUCUGAGCCAGACACAUCAACAGAGGACUUUGAGCAAUGUGAAAUGACUGGUUUCACACAUAACAACUCUGAUUCAGAGGACUUAUUGGACUGUGGCACUGAACUUUGUGAGUAUGAUGAAAUUCAGAAUCAAACUGAUGACAGUGAAGAGAGCUAUCCACCUGAACAAGAGGACGAGCAACAUGAAACAGAGCCUACUGAUGAAGAGUCCUACAGAUUGUCAGAGGGUAUAAAUUCAUCACAUUUUGACGCACCUGCUCAUGUUUAUUUUGAUGAUAGUGAAGAUGUCUCCUUUGCAAGUGAACGCUGUGAGACACCCCUGCUCACUGAAGAAAGCUAUCAGCAAGCUAACAUGUCCACAGAUUACUGUGAAACUGUGUGUGAAACUGAUUACCCUGAGGCAAGCCAAGAGUCUGAACCAACCCAACAAUGUGGUAUUUCAGAGCAGUGCAACUCUGACGAGACCUCAGAGUUUUGCACUGAAGAAGACGGCUCCUCAGACUGCUCUUCUAUUGAAACCAAAUCCUUUAAGACUUGUCCUGAUGACAGUAUUCCUUCAGAUCCCUUCUCUGAUUCAUCUGGGGAAUCUGAGAAAGGAGCUCAGGAAGAUUCAAGUGAUGAGCAGACACAGUGGGAAUCGUUUGAAGAUGAUGAAGAAACAGAGCAAAGCACUAUUAAUGAAAGUCAUGAGGAUAAAAAGAAAACGCCCACUGUUGAAGUUGUCAUUGAGGAUUACUUUGAUUUAUUUGACAGAGCUGACUAUAACGGACACGCAUUUUCACAAAAGCGGCAUUACAUCUCCUGCUUCGAUGGGGGAGAUAUCCAUGACAGCCUGUAUCUUGAAGAAGUUCAUUCAGAGGCACAGAAACUUGCCAAAAAUGCUUACAAAUAUAAAGACAUUAAAGAGGAAAUUGACAUACAGGAAACUGAUACAUGUUUUGAUGCCUCUGAAGAAGCCUGUGAAGAUACUGAUGAGGAAGACGCAAGUCCGAGAGAUGAUACGUCCUCUGGGUCCUGUGAGUCAGAGAAACAAUAUGAAGACUGGACUGUAGAGUCACAGUCAAGUUUAGAUGAGGAUGAAGUUGAAGAAAAUGAAUCUGAAGCCUAUGCACUUUAUGCAGAAGAUUGUGAGGAAGCAGAGGAGAAGGAGGAUGCUUUUGAGAGAGAAGCCUGUGAGUUUGACAGCCAUGUUUCUGAAAUCUGUGAUGAAGAAGAAGCUGAGGUCUGCCUGACGUCUAGUAAUGGGGAGAAUAUGUAUGCGCCAUGUGCAGAUGACAUCUCCGUUGAAGGAGAUGCUUAUGAAGAUAAAGUCUCUGAUACUCUUGGUGACAGUACCUCUAUGGUUGGUCAUUUACAGACAACUCUUACUGAUUGCAAAAAGGAGGACAAAGAGACAAAUGAGCCUGAGCCUGAAGACGAAGUGUUUACUGCAUGUUCAGAAAUUGAGCCAUAUUUUUCAUUUGUAGAUCAUGAGGAAAAUGGAGAGCAAAGCGUUGAAGAAUACUUUGCAUAUCAGAUUCAAAGCAUUCAGUCAUCUGUGAAACAAGCCCUGAAUGGAUUUAUUAUGGGAGGAAGAUCGCACAAUCAGAUAAUCCAUGAAGAAGCAAACGGGGAUGCUUGUGGGAAUGAAAGAGAAGAUGCUAUUUUAUCCCCGAAAGAGACUGAGUUACAGGAACAUGCCCAGAGGAGCCCAGAGGAGGGCAAAGCAGUCCGAUUUGGAAUUACUGAAAUUAUUGAACUGAGUGAGAAUUUUGCCUACUGUUCUGCUGUGGAAAAAACAACCAAUGAACAAACUGCGGAAUCAGACGAUGACUGUGGAUUCAGUGAAAUUUCAAGAGAAAUAAAACCUCCUUUAGAUAUUAUUCACAGCGUUGUCCCAGAAAUUGCAAAAAAUGAGGGAAGGGAUUCACACAACAAGGACUCCGAACAAAGCAGGGAUUCAGAAGAGGAGCAGAGUGACGAUGAAUCCUCUGAGCCUUGUGAAUGCGAGUACUGCAUUCCACCACUAGAGCAGGUUCCAGCCAAACCGUUGCUCCCACGGAUGAAAUCGAAUGAUGCAGGGAAGAUCUGUGUUGUCAUUGAUUUGGAUGAAACACUAGUGCAUAGUUCAUUUAAGCCAGUGAACAAUGCUGACUUUAUCAUUCCAGUGGAAAUUGAUGGAACAGUUCACCAGGUGUAUGUGUUAAAGAGACCCCACGUUGACGAAUUCCUCAAGAGGAUGGGAGAACUGUUUGAGUGUGUUUUGUUCACUGCAAGCUUAUCCAAGUACGCAGAUCCUGUGUCGGACCUGUUGGACAAAUGGGGGGCCUUUCGGAGCCGUCUCUUCCGGGAGUCAUGCGUCUUCCACAAAGGGAACUACGUAAAAGACCUGAGCCGUUUAGGAAGAGACCUAAACAAGGUCAUCAUCAUUGACAACUCGCCAGCCUCCUACAUCUUCCAUCCCGACAACGCAGUUCCAGUAGCGUCCUGGUUUGACGACAUGUCAGACACUGAGCUCCUCGAUCUUAUCCCCUUCUUUGAGAGACUAAGCAAAGUGGAUAACAUCUAUGAUUUUCUCACGCAGCAGAGGACAUCAAGUUAACAAAGGCAGGAUACUAGGAUGAAAAUAAUCACCAGCAGCUGUCGUCACGGGGCCACGGAGGCUGGUGGGCCACAGGCUCCACGCUGCUUCCAACUACAAGGACCACACUGCAAAAAAUGCCUGUCAUUUAAUCUCGUAUCUAAUCCCAGUGACAGAUUUUCUUUCUUUUUUUGUAAUACUAGAUAAAGACUGAGUAUGAGAUUCAAUGACCUCUGUAGAUAUCUUUUGCAGUGCAGCUAGUGUGUUGUUGUUGAUAUGUGACAUCAGUGAUCUCUCUAAGUGUGCUGUAAACCUAGAUUGUGUGAACAGUUGUUCAGUGCCAUUCUACAAAUGAACCACAUCAAUCAUUUUCAUGUUAGUACAACGUAGCAUUUGUAAUAGUAUUUGAAGCUCUCACACAGAACAUAACAAGUCAUUGACAACUGUCCCUUAAAGCAACAUUAUGCAAGAAUUGGUGGUUUUUUGCAAUUUGGCAAACAGAUUUGUGGUGGGGGGAGGGGGCAACUCUCCCGGUGCUCUGAGGUCCCGGUGCUCUGAGGUCCCGGUCCCGGGCACGUCUAGCUGCACGGCUAACUGAGAAAAGUAACUAAUGAGCGCUACAGUUAGCAGCAGUAAGUGUUAGGAAACUUAUUUGGAGUUAUUUUCUCUAUAAGAUACUAUCCAGUUUCACCAAAAUCAGUUGUACAGUAAUCAGUGAGGCCCGGAUCCCAGAAACACUCUCCAACCUUUAUUCUUGUUGCAUUUGUGGUCUGAUAAAUAGUAAAUUCAUCCAUAUCAGUGCCCUAUUUGACCAUUUUCCAAGCUACUGCGGCUGUCGUAUUUCAGGGGGACCCGCAUGAGCGUCGAGUAGUUUGGAAAAACAAUAGACACACACUGAGAAUACCGAGCUAGCUUCUUGUGGCUGAAGACUAGUUAUGGUGUGUGGUGUAGUGCAGUGUUAAGCUGUUCAUGCCGUACAUUGUAGCUGGUAAACCCAUGUUACAUAGUGCAAGAACAGGGGUUCAGGGCACCAAGUGAGAAUGAAAGACCUUUCUCCCUAUUACCAGUCAGUGUAGCAUCAAAAUGAUUUUUGAAGCUGCUAAAAUAGUUGCAUAAUGUUGCUUUAAAUCCCAUUAACUUACUUUUUUUUUGCCUAAAAUGGCCAAAUGUGUAUGUAGUGAAAGACAAUCAUUAACUUUAGACAAUUUUGGUUUAAUAACAUAUGUAACAUGUGACACAUAUCACUACAAAACACACUUUUUUGAAACACUGUGUGUGGAAGGAAUUUGGUUUCAAAAACAUACUAUAUACUUCAGCUUCUGCAUUUAGAUUGAUUACAGGUUAUUUAUAAGGUUUAAUCACUAAAUUCUAAUAUUAUUGGAAUCUAAUUAUUAAUGUGUAAUAACCUUUUUAUAUGUUGUUUUACGCCCAGUUCAGCCACAAACCACCAUCGUCUUGUGAUUCAUUAGUUGUCCUCAUACUUGCAUCCCAACAAAUCUUGAAAAAUACAUAUACAGUUACAUCUGGAUCAGGAGCAUUAAGAAAACAGAUCGACUGCACACACAUCGGACCUUUCACACCACUGGGGAAAUGGUGAGAUCAUUUUUGUACAUACAGUAUAUCAGGAUUUUAGGCAACCGUUUUGAUUUGGUUUUAAUGUUAUUUUACCUAAUGUUAUUUUACCUUUUAAGUUUUUAGUUGAAUUGGCCACCACAGUGUGCGGCCCAUCAAUAUUGCAAUACUGUUAAUGUGCGCUGGAGGGGGCUGUAACCUGCUAUAGCCCCUUGAAUAACUUUGACGUUUGAUCUGAAAGCAUACUUUGAUGCCUUCUGUCGGUAAACUUGAAUCCGAGCUGUUUCAUGUAAGACAUUAAUGCAGUCCAAAUGUACUGCCUUAUCGAUCUGUUUAUUCAGUUUCACAGGGGAAACUUGUACCAGACAUGUUCGAGCCCCGAUCGACUUUGUCUCAGUCUGGAGCGAGUGUGUAUAUUUGUAUGUGUGCGUGUGGGUUUGAGUGUGAUUGCGUCAGUGUGAGUAUUUACAUUGGUUUAAGAUUUUAAAAAAAGAUACUUUGACAAUACGUGAAAAAACAUAACCUGUCUUUAAAUAAUGAUUUAACUUUUUUACUGUAUGCAACAAGAGUAUUAACGUUGUGACUCAAGUUAAGAAACUGGUUCAAGUUUAGUUUUUGGAGUUUUUAAAUUGCUGCUGAUAAAUGUUAAGAUUGAAAAAAAAGAACAACCAGAGAUAUUUUUACCUUGCAUCAAUAAAGCAUGUUUUAUUGAAACAGG
Molecule: messenger RNA, 5753 nt
Organism: Dicentrarchus labrax (European seabass)
Lineage: Eukaryota; Metazoa; Chordata; Actinopteri; Moronidae
Gene: ctdsp1
Product: CTD (carboxy-terminal domain, RNA polymerase II, polypeptide A) small phosphatase 1
Exons: 6
Coding region: 236-3484 (1082 amino acids)
Molecular function (GO): RNA polymerase II CTD heptapeptide repeat phosphatase activity
Source: RefSeq, a predicted model, not a curated record